Messenger RNA from Cryptococcus amylolentus CBS 6039, 1885 nucleotides. RefSeq lists its product as hypothetical. The record is from RefSeq and is a predicted model, not a curated record. The transcript is spliced from 7 exons. Gene Ontology annotation, molecular function: transmembrane transporter activity. Gene Ontology annotation, cellular component: fungal-type vacuole membrane. Gene Ontology annotation, biological process: transmembrane transport. Bases 122 to 1549 code for a protein of 475 amino acids. Lineage: Eukaryota; Fungi; Basidiomycota; Tremellomycetes; Tremellales; Cryptococcaceae.
CGGCCUUCCGUACACAGUUCCGUUUUCCAAUAAUCUGCUGUAUCAUAUAUAUAGAUCAAUAGAUAUUCAUAGAAGACUUUAGAUUCACGACUCGACCAUCACCAACGCAACUUUUCCCGCCAUGGCGCCGCCCCCGGUCCCCCCACUUCGACACGCCGUCACUCAGCCACAGACAAAGCUGGAAGAGGACCAAGUGGUUCACAACACCCACAUACGGCCUGUGCAAUCUAGAAGAGAAGUCGACCCGUUUCCACUUCAUCUCGCUCGCUCUCUAUCUCGGUCCCAAUCACAAAACGCACCCUCGUUACAUCGCCCCCUCACAAGAAACGAUGGACUCGACAAUAUACCACCACCUCUACCAGCCUCGCCUCAGCAACUGGAGAGAAUGCUGUCAGGUAAUCCUGACCUCGAAAGACAGAUGGGCGUGAAUGAUGAGGACGUUGGGCCGCCGCCAGAAGGAGGGAUGGAAGCUUGGUGCUGCGUUGGUGCUGCUUUCAUGGUGCUGUUCUGUAUAUUUGGAUUUGUCACUAGUUUUGGACAACUCAAAUCGUACUAUCUAGAAAAUCAACUUUCAGAUUACUCUCAAUCUGACGUCGCCUGGAUCGGAACUCUGCAAUCGUUUCUCACAUUCGCUGGGUCAAUCGCGUCGGGAAGAUACUUCGACUCGCAUGGUGCUAGGACGAUCACAAUCGUGGGAACCAGCUUGAAUGUUGGAGCCACUAUCGCGCUGGCAUUCUGCAAGGAAUACUAUCAGCUCAUCUGUGCCCAUGCUCUUUUCGGGUUGUCCGGGACAAUCAUGUAUUCGCCAUCGACAGCUGUAUCAGGUCACUGGUUCAUGAGAAAAAGAAGCACUGCGGUCGGCAUCGUGGUGUGCGGGGCUGGCGCAGGAGGCAUCAUAUAUCCUGUAGCUCUCAAGAAGUUGUUCGAGAAACUCAGCUUCCGAGACAGCAUCCUCAUCAUUGCGGGCAUGAAUGCUGUUUUAAUGUUCCCUGCUUGGUUCUUCCUCAAAGCGCGGUUGCCUCCGAGGCAGCCCCCUCCAUAUCGAGACAUGAGGAGACCCUGGAAAGAAGCCCGAUAUACGUGUCUUGUGGCCGGUUCAGCUCUGGUGAUGAUGAACGUCUUCUCCCCAUAUUUCAACGCCCCCAUAUUGUUCGACUCCAACAACCUAUCUCCAGAGCUGGCUGAUUACUCUAUCGCCAUCCUCCAGGCUGGGUCCAUGAUUGGCCGAGCCAUGUCCGGCGCUCUUGCAGAUCUCUUUGGAGUAUGGACAGUCUUUGUUUGCUCCAUCCUUGGGAGCUCUAUAUCUGUCUAUGCCUUCUGGGUGCCACCAUCCAUCAACGUUGCGACUGCUGUGGUCGGAUUGGUUGCAUACGGAGCUUUCAGCGGAGCUUGGAUAGCGUUGGUAGCUGCCAGCUGUGGAGCUAUCAGCCCCACUAGAGAGUUCGGCAUGCGUCUGGGUAUGCUGUGGUCUACCACUUCCGUUCUCGCCUUGGCUGGACCUGUCAUCUGUGGUCGUGAGUUCAUUGUGCAUUCAUGCUGCACGCGCUGAAACCGAUUACAGUUCUCAUCACCUCCAACGGUGGCAAAUUCGAGCACGCUGGACUCUUUGUUGGCUCAACGCACCUCGUAGGUGCCGGCCUGACUGUUGCGCCUAGAUUCUUGGAGAUCUUGAGAGAUGGUUAUCGGAAGCUGCGUGGAAAGUCAGGCGAAUCGUAUAUAAUCAGAGAGAUGAAGGAGAGGUCUGCGUCUGGAUAAUCUUGUGGCGAAGACCGUUACAAAGGAUUCGCACUUGUUGUACAGGUAUAGAAUUAUAUUUAGAGGAGCCCUAUGAGAGCUCGCAUGUAUCAAUGCAUACCUAUAAGAGCUUGAUUGACCGGUUUUCGCA